AUGCAGGAGACGCCUUCUUCGCUCACUAUGGAUAACCCAAACUCUAAGAAAAGGAAUGCCGAUGGCGAAGCUAUCGGGGGAGUGCAUACCGCGAACGACUCGAGGAAGACUGACUCUAUGGUACCCGCUCCAGGAGAAGAUGAUACGUCACAACCGCCCCUGAAAAGACGGAUCCUCUCACCAAGUCUUCCAUGCAAUCAAAUAGAAGGACAAUCACCGCCUUUAUCACGCCGUGAAGUACCCACAAGCACACAGGAAUGUCACGAUGGAUGGAAAACGUUUUUCGAAGCAAUCAGUCCGAGGGGAAAGACAUAUGAUGAAGAGAGUGGUGAAGGAAAAGGGGAUGCUAUUCUUCCAUCAUCUUGGAACAACACUCCCGUGGAAGAGGGUGCAAAAACGGUGUAA
This is a messenger RNA of Fusarium poae, 405 nucleotides long. RefSeq lists its product as uncharacterized. The transcript is spliced from 2 exons. NCBI's taxonomy places the organism in Eukaryota, Fungi, Ascomycota, Sordariomycetes, Hypocreales, Nectriaceae. The record is from RefSeq and is a predicted model, not a curated record. Bases 1 to 405 code for a protein of 134 amino acids.